Colletes gigas is the source of this 1113-nucleotide messenger RNA. It is a transcript of the gene fbp, whose product is annotated as fructose-1,6-bisphosphatase 1. The transcript is spliced from 4 exons. The record is from RefSeq and is a predicted model, not a curated record. Gene Ontology annotation, cellular component: cytoplasm; cytosol. NCBI's taxonomy places the organism in Eukaryota, Metazoa, Arthropoda, Insecta, Hymenoptera, Colletidae. Gene Ontology annotation, molecular function: fructose 1,6-bisphosphate 1-phosphatase activity. Gene Ontology annotation, biological process: fructose metabolic process; fructose 6-phosphate metabolic process; sucrose biosynthetic process. The coding region runs from base 33 to 1055 and encodes 340 amino acids.
UUGACCAGAGGAACGUAAACUUUGUUGCGAACAUGACUUCGAAAGAGUGUACUCUCGACUCGGACUGUAUGACUCUGACAAGAUUCGUGCUCGCCGAACAACGAAAAAUACCAACAGCUACAGGGGAUCUAAGUCAGCUUUUAAAUAGCAUACAAACUGCCGUAAAGGCAGUUAGCUCGGCAGUUAGAAAAGCCGGCAUCGCUAGUAUGUACGGAAUAGCUGGAACUCAAAAUGUUCAAGGAGAGGAUGUAAAGAAAUUAGACGUACUGAGCAACGAAUUAUUUAUUAACAUGUUAACGUCUUCGUUUACGAGUGCCAUUCUCGUGACCGAAGAAAACACAGACGCCAUAAUGGUGGAGACGGAAAAGCGCGGGAAGUACAUAAUAUGUUUCGAUCCCUUGGACGGAUCGUCUAAUAUCGAUUGUUUGGUAUCGGUGGGCUCAAUUUUUGGCAUUUACAAGAAGCCUGACCUAACUACGGAACCCACGGUAGCAGACGCACUUCAACCUGGAAAAAAUAUGGUUGCUGCCGGAUAUGCCCUCUAUGGUUCCGCCACUAUGAUAGUUCUCUCGAUCGGUCACGGAGUGAACGGUUUUACCUAUGAUCCAGCGAUCGGAGAAUUUAUUUUGACGGAAAGAAACAUGCAGGUCCCUGCCAGAGGCGAUAUUUAUAGUAUUAACGAAGGCUACGAGAGCUUAUGGAAUACAGCCAUCAAAGAAUAUGUUCAUUCGAAAAAAUAUCCGAGCACUGGAAAACCAUACAGUGCAAGGUAUGUGGGUUCUAUGGUGGCCGAUGUGCAUAGGACAAUCAAAUAUGGAGGAAUAUUUCUUUACCCAGCGACCAAAACUCAUCCAGGUGGCAAGCUGCGUCUUUUAUACGAAUGUAUUCCAAUGGCUUACAUACUAAAAGAAGCAGGAGGUAUGGCGUCCAACGGGGAAAUUGAUAUUUUAAAUCUACUGCCUGAAAGCAUUCAUCAAAGGUCUCCAAUAUUUUUGGGAUCACGGGAGGACGUCGAAGAAGUGUUACAGUAUAUUCAAAAGUACAAAACGUCGUAAAAUACGCAGGAAACAACGAAAGAGAGUAAGAAUAUAUUUAACUUUUUAUUUAAACGAA